AUGGCAACGUCUGAGCACCGUCUUUUGUAUCCGCCUGUGAAGGUCUCUGGCCCCAAGGAGACCCGGAUACUGGAUCUUUUACCUGGAAGCUGGCAUGACGCGCUUGCUGUCACAAUUCAAGUAGUCUCUUUGGACACUAGUCCAACAUAUAAAGCUCUUUCCUAUGUCUGGGGUCCAAGUACUGAAGGCCGGUCAGUGGUCAUGGAUGGCACACAUGGAAUGCCGAUCACGGACAACCUCCAUAGGGGCUUGCGUAGGAUACGGCAAGAACGCAACAUUACCACUCUCUGGAUAGAUGCGAUCUGCAUUAAUCAGGACGAUGUAGGUGAGAAGUCACAGCAGGUGGCAAUGAUGGGUGACAUCUAUCGAACAGCAACAGAUACGAUCGUAUGGCUGGGAGAAUCAGAACGGACAUCUUCAAUACACCUACGCCCGGUGUUUGCAUCUCUGGUGUCGUUCGAGUACUACCUGCAUUCUUGGACCAGCGACAUCUACUGGAUGGUGCAGCAGUAUGUGGCAAGUCACUCUGGCGCUGUGCAGGCGGCCGCUGAACAUCACGAGGCGGAUCGGGUUCCCCCCUGGUACAGUCGUGCAUGGACCGUCCAGGAAUUUAUCCUCUCCCGCAACGUUCACCUGUACUGGGGCAGAGCGAAGAUCAAAUACAGCCGUAGUACUCUGCCGUACGAUAUGGUAAUGGUGGUGAGUCCUGGCAUCAUCUCCAAGGCGAGAGACAGAUGUGGUGUGGAUGUCUUCGAUAUUAAGCACCGCCUCAAUAUACUCGAGGCUUUCCGCGGCAGUGAUUUCGCUGGACAGCGUUUGCUAGAUGCUUACAAUGCGCUCUUUACUUACAGUGGGCUUCCACAAGCGACCGAUCCGAGGGAUCGAGUACACUCGGUGCUUGGCCUGAUUGAUGCUGAAGAGGCGAGGCUGAUCGGUGUUGAUUACAAUCUUACAUGCGAGCAGGUCUCGGCAAAGGCUACGUUUGCUUCGAUCAAACGGUACGGUGAUCUGGAGGCCUUGUUUUAUGUUCAGCUCAAGAGGCCGUCGGAGAACAGGGUACCUUCUUGGGCGGUCGACUUCAUAUCCGCUAAGAUACCCAAUUGGUAG
Messenger RNA from Recurvomyces mirabilis, 1107 nucleotides. RefSeq lists its product as uncharacterized. Bases 1 to 1107 code for a protein of 368 amino acids. Lineage: Eukaryota; Fungi; Ascomycota; Dothideomycetes; Mycosphaerellales; Teratosphaeriaceae. The transcript has a single exon. The record is from RefSeq and is a predicted model, not a curated record.